UGCGUUUCUGAGUUCUCUUAACCACGCAUGUGUAAGGGGCAUCUUCGAUUGAAUCAACCACACUGGUCUUUCUGCAAACCGUUGUUCAGAAUUUCUCUCCCAUGGACUUUCUCAGGCUUAAUUCACUGUACGAGCUGCACUUCGCAUCGCUGUCUUUGGCCGUAUGUGGUAGAUUGGAAAUGGGUUCAUUGCGCAGUGGCAAUCCAGUAUGUUGCCAGCAGCUAUUCCCCUGUGUCAGAGCUGGCUUAUUUACAAAGACUGGUAACUUUAGGAUCUCAAUCUCUGGGAGGAAGCUAAGGGCAAACGCUAUCUGUUGAGGAACUUCCCCCAAAUGCAUUCCGCAGGAAGAAUGACCGACAAUGGAGGGGAGGGUUCAGUCUUGGGGUGGAUCUUGGACUGUCUCGAACGGGCGUUGCCCUUAGCAAAGGUUUCACUGUUCGUCCUCUCAUGGUGCUGGAAAUGCGAGGUCAAAAGCUUGAGCUACGGCUUCUUGAAAUUGCAGAACGCGAGGAGGUAGAUGAGUUUAUAGUUGGCCUUCCUAGAUCCUCGGAUAGCAAGGAGACCCCUCAGUCCAACAAGGUUCGUAGUGUUGCUGGAAGACUUGCUGCUCGAGCUGCUGAAAGGGGCUGGAGAGUAUACUUACAAGAUGAACAUGGCACCACCACAGAUGCCAUGAGCCAGGGACUCAGCCAGGAAUAUCGACAAAAGCAAAUCGAUGCAUAUGCUGCUGUGAUGGUAUUGGAAAGGUACUUUUCCAGGUCAGGCAGUGGAACUGAGCUUGUAGUACCUAAGCAGUUGGAUCUACAAGAUAAGCUAAGAAAGGGUCCACCAAAGGAUAUUGACUAUUAUCCAGACGAAUAAUGCUCUCCUCCACCCAGUGCAGCCCCAUCAUCAGCUGAUUACUUUUGCGGGUUACUUCCGAAAGAUACUGUGAAAGAGGAAACGUUGCUGGUGUCCUUAUUUCUUCGUCAUCGUUGAUUUGAAAGUGCUUAGCGACUGGAAGACUUGGGAAGAACUUACCUGACUUAUCCAGCUGCAGAGGCAUUGGUGAUUCAGAUUCUUUUGAUGUUGCAGCUUCAUCAAUCAGCAACAACUCCAAUGGCUUCUUCAUGUGCACUGAAUGCAGCUGGUAUGAAGUAGCAGUGGUGCACAAAAUGAGAGAAGCUGUUUGAAAGCAGAAGAGACUUGUAACGCAAACUUGUUGUCCCCUGACACUUGGAAACUCAACUUUUCCCAAACUUGUAUUCAGAACUUUCAGUUCAGAAAUACAUAUUGUGUUUUCUAUGGCACAGCUCUAUGGUUUCAGCAUCAAAGCAUUUGGGAAGAAUUGUUGAUGAAAUCACGAGGGGUAAACAAACAGCUGCUCCAGGUCAUCGGAAUCCUAUCAUUGGAUCUUUUCAAUGAUUGCUAUCCCCAAAAAGCUGUCAGGAAUGUGGAUACACAGAGUCAUUUUGGUCCAAGAUAUACUGUUUUACUUUCUGGGCUUCCCUCCCAUUCUGGCCCAUGGAGAUGGAGUCACUUGGCUCACGAAUAUAAACUCUCCUCUGUCGUUCUCAUCUGUUUGUAACAUCUUUGCGGCAAUGGCCACUGAAUCCGAUCCAUCCGCGGAGGAAACUGGGGCAGGGACGAGCGACGGCGGUGGCGAUGAUGCCUCGAAGAAGCGGAAGCGGGAAGAGGACGUUGGAGCCGGCGGAGAAAGAGGGAACUCUUCGGCCACUGAAUCCGAUCUAUCCAAGGAGGAAACUGGGGCAGGGACGAGCGACGGCGGCGGCGAUGAUGCCACGAAGAAGCGUAAGCGGGAAGAGGACGUCGGAGCCGGCGGAGAAAGAGGGAACUCUUCGGCGGUGGUCUCGUUGGGUUCGAUGGAAUUCCGGACUUCCCGUGAGAUGUUCGAAUUUUUCGACUCCUUGAUCAGCUCUUGGCGGAGAAAUGAUAUGGUCGUCCACAAGGAUAAUUUCCCAAUGUUGCUGGACUUGGUGAAGAAGGGACACCCUGAGCCUGAGAAGUUGAUUGGUUCUGGUUUUAGGGGAUUUUGCAUCCUUGACAACAGAUAUUGCAGCCGCAACCGCACCUUCUACCUUUUCACGAAAGAUAAUGCGUUUCAGUUCUGCUUCAGGAGCUGUGUUCACAACAUCCUUCCCUUGCCCGACGAUUUGAAAGAACAAGGCAGCGGUGCUGUUUGUGCAUGUCAUCUACCUAGGCCUGAGGUUGAGGAGGUAAUCCUGCAACCCUGGGGAUUCAGCACUCCCGAUGCUGUGUUUUCACAUUUCUUCUACCUGCUUUACCAUUUGCCACUUAACAAGCCUAUCACGGAGCAAUCCCGGGUGGCGUUGCUGGAGUUGAUGAGGAAGGGGGAUCCUGCACGGUGGGAGAAUGAGUUUGGCUCUGGUUCUGAGGUUGAUCAAUAUUCAUUUGAAGCCCGAAUCCACCCACUGUACAUGGCAAGUAGUAGGCUACGAAGCUUCUUCCUUGUCCGUCAGAGCGACAGGUCUGCCGAGGAAUUCUGUUUCCUCAAGCUUGUCGAGAACAUCUGUUCUUUGCCGGAGGGAUCCAAAGACGAUUAUGUUUAUCCUUGUUCCUGUCAUCGAAGCCAAGGCGAUUUCAUCACCUUGGGUGUGAGGAAAUUCGCUACGUCCCAUGAGAUGGCUCUGUAUUUCGACAACCAUCUUUACAAUGAGCCGCUUAAUGCUCCUGUUACCAUGGAGGAGUUAAGCAUGGCGGCGUUGGAUUUGGUGAGGAAAGGCGAUCCAGAGUUGGGGAAGAAGAUUGGGUUAUCCUCUGGUGUGUACGAAUCAUAUUCUGUCCAAGCUAGAAGCGACCCAGUGUGGGGAUCAAGAGCCUACUUCAUUGUUAGGGAAGAUGGUUCUAUGGAGCCGUUUUGUUUCUGGACAUGCAUCAACAAUAUUCUCCCCUUGACAGGAGAAGAUAAAGAUAGAUGUUGUCGGGGUACUCGUAUAUGCCUUAAUUUUGCUGCCGGACCCGGUUGUGAUCAGGAACAAGAAGAGGACAUCGGGCCGGUCUUCAAAUAG
Messenger RNA from Linum tenue, 3029 nucleotides. NCBI's taxonomy places the organism in Eukaryota, Viridiplantae, Streptophyta, Magnoliopsida, Malpighiales, Linaceae. The record is from the annotation of a GenBank genome assembly.